Nipponia nippon (crested ibis) is the source of this 1389-nucleotide messenger RNA. The record is from RefSeq and is a predicted model, not a curated record. NCBI's taxonomy places the organism in Eukaryota, Metazoa, Chordata, Aves, Pelecaniformes, Threskiornithidae.
AUGGAGGUGCUUCCUCCUCACCCUGGUGUGCGAGGCGGCGGCAUGACACACGGGAAUGGCUAUCGGCAAAAUGCUGUUUCAGGAAUACCCCAUCUUCUUCUGUCUGCUGGAGUAAAGCUAGGAAUUUGCGUCAGUUAUCACAGAGAAACAAGAACCAAGUUCUCAUCUUGGCCUUCACUUGCAAAAACAAAUCAAAGUGCCUAUAUAAUAAAGGAGCAAAAUCGAGAGUUAAGAGGUACACAGAGGGCUAUAACCAGAGAUAGAGCGGCACUUGAAAAACAGGAAAAACAACUGGAACUGGAAAUAAAGAAAAUGGCUAAGACUGGUAACAAAGAAGCCUGUAAAGUGCUAGCAAAACAGCUUGUACAGCUGCGGAAGCAGAAAAAUCGAACGUAUGCUGUUAGCUCUAAAGUCACGUCUAUGUCGACUCAAACAAAGGUCAUGAACUCUCAGAUGAAGAUGGCAGGAGCUAUGUCAACUACAGCAAAAACAAUGCAAGCAGUUAAUAAGAAAAUGGACCCACAAAAGACACUACAAACUAUGCAGAAUUUCCAGAAGGAAAACAUGAAGAUGGAAAUGACUGAAGAAAUGAUUAAUGAUACUCUGGAUGAUAUUUUUGAUGCUUCUGAUGAAGAGGAAGAAAGCCAGGAUAUUGUUAACCAAGUGCUUGAUGAGAUAGGAAUUGAAAUCUCUGGAAAGAUGGCCAAAGCUCCGUCAGCUGCUAGAGGCUUACCAUCUGCAUCAACAUCAAAAGCUGCUACCAUAUCAGACGAAGAGAUUGAACGACAGCUCAAAGCCUUGGGAGUUGAUUAGCUUGAUCGCAAUAUACAGUCUGCCUUCUAAUUAUUCAGCUGCAGAUUGAUGUAAAAAGUGCAAAUACUCUUUCAAUGCAACUGAUGUCUAAGAAAACUCUGAAGCUUCAGAAAUGACAACUUGAAGUUGGUACUGGGGGAGGGAGAAGGGGAGAAUAUUUUGAAUCAAUUUACAGGGAGAAGUACACUUGGUGUGUCCAUUGCAUGGAGUCUUCCUGAGCACUGGACCAACCAGGGAUGUAGUUCUAAUGAUAAAUUCAUUUAUACCUGAUCUGAAUCUGUCCUCUGAAUUCAAAGUUUUCUUCCAUCUCAGAUCCUUAUCUAUCUUCAGAAUUGGCCAUUCUGUGGCUGGUGGUGAUGCCUCCUAGGACAGCACCUAUAUAACAUGUAUUCAUUUUUAUAAAAAUAUUGCUAUAGAAAAAUUCUUAGUCUGUCAUCUUAGCACAAAUGAAACUUCACCUUUGCUGUUAGUUGGAAACUACUUUCUUUUGAUGAGAAAUAGGCUUGAAAGUUUAGCAAAUUUAGGCAGAAAGAAAAAGCAUUUUCUGUAUUUCUUUCAAGUUCCUGUAGUAACUUU